AUUUCUUGAAAUUCUUCAAUGUGUUGUGAUGAAAAGGACGGGGAACUUCAGCAGCAGCUGUUGAUGUUUGUUGUGUCACCCCUUUACCAAGGAGAGACUAAUACGCAGCUGCAUGUUAGAUGAUGUUAGAGGAGGGAGAGGGAACCUCACCGUGUGUCCUCGGGUCAAUUUCUGACUGCAAUUUCUGGAAGAACACAGCAGAAAUUCCAACCUUGUGGCGUUACGCUCCUUUCAUUUCUCAGAAACUCGUUAAUUUAUUUACUGUGCCCCACAAGUCCAAGUUCUCUUUAUAGAUUAACUGGUGUAUUUUGGCUUCCAUCCAUCUCUUCCUUUGGUGGAAGAUGAAUGAUACCAUGACUGUCUUUGAAACAGGGCAGGAAUGUGGUGUUUUUUGAUUAAACAGCAGCAUCAGCCCUGGGAUCUGUCUGUCUGCCAGCCCUGCGAGGCCCCCUGCUCUGUGUGCUGUCAGGAACAGAGGAUGGAAAUCUGAGUCCAACCUCUGUGAUGAAGACAGACGUGCAGAACUGCAGUAGGAUCUGGAAACCAUUUGCCUUUCUCCAGGAGCAUCGCUAUGGAGGAGCUCAUUUCUGAAGGCCCUUGGAGCUGUUUAUUUGUUUGCUUUCUUUUAAUAACUAAUUGAUCCUUACAGCUGAUCUAAAUGGGAGUUCCUAAACGCAGCCGCUGCCUGUGGCCUGUCAGGCUCACCGAGUUGGGUUUCCAUUGGGAUUUGUACCACCUGUAUGCACAUCAGAGGGGUGUGAAGCUGCAGAAGCAGCCGGGGGGGUCGCACACAGCAUGGCCACCUCCUGCAGCCUGCUGGUGCCCCUUACGUGGCUGCCUGCAGAGAUCCCAUUUCUCAGAGUAAACCUGUGUGUGUUGUGUAAGACUCAGAGUAAAUGUCAAGUGCUGCUAAUGAACAUGGGCUGCUUUCUCGACUCCACAAGAGUUCUGUAUUUGUUGCAUGUGAACUUUAUUCUUGGUGCCUCUGGAAUGUUGGCAGGGCAGUUCCUAACAUCAGGCAUAAAAGCAUUUGUCUGUUGUUUGAAAUCUGUGAUUUUUUACUGACCACAGAACCCCACUCCCAGGUACCACUGGUCUCCUCAAGGCACUUGCUGUAAAGCUCUGGGAAGGGUCUUCCAGGAUAGGUAUUUUUAAGCAUGCAUUGACAUGGCAUGGAAGUUCACUUCAACAGGGCAUCGUUUACAUCCUGUUCAUUUGGUUCUCGCUCCCCUGAGAAGCAAUGGAAGGCUCAGAGGAGCAGGGCUCUGGGGGGGCUAAUAGGGCUGAUGGUCAUCAUGAUUUCUUCCCAUUUGAUCGUUCUUAUGGGCUAAUCCCUGCACUACUGUCCAUAUGUUCUGUAUGAGAGCUUCUGAACAGAAAUACUGAACAGAGGUGCUGGCAGGGUCAGGUGCGCUCUGCGAGUUGUAAUUGCAGCACUGUGUUUGCAAAACCUCCUGCUGUUCAGAGGAGGGCUGCGUUGAUCCAGCUGAGAGCUGGGUGCCGACCCAUGGCUGUGAGCAUCUCCCAAAGCACAGCUCUGCAUCCCUUGGGCUUUUCAUGGAACCCCGUCUGUGCUGUGUUUGGGUACCUCUGGGAUCAGGGAGCAUCUGAGCAGGAAUUUCAACCUCUCAGGUUUAUUUGUAGGUAGACUCAGAAUCAGGCUCUGAUUUUGUCCCUUGGUAUUUGCAGUCAUAACGAGAAGGUGUCUUCCAGUUGCAUGCAGCCUUGCAUUUAGUGAAGAUCUAGAGAACUCUUGUUAUUAAAAACUUAGUUGUUGUUUUGCAGUAAAGGAAUUGGUGGUUUCAAGAUCCCUGUACCUACUGAAUCUAUGUAGCUUCUCUGAACAUUGUUUUCUAGUCCUCAUUUUCAACAGGUGUGUGUUGCUAACUGCCUGCUCUCCCUGAGUGCCACCAUCCUCCCACCCACUCUCUUUCACCAUUCUUUUUUUCUCCUUUCCAUGUUAGGAUCCUGUAAAUAUUGUUGAAAUGUGGCUGCAGUGCAAAAUGGGCUUUUCCAACAACGUGGGUGUGGAUAUCUAAUUGAACAGCUUCCUGGAAAGCCUUCCCCAUGGCUGUAUCUGAGAACGAGACAGAGAGAUGGCCUCGCAGGCACGGCGGCGGAAUAGGAGCACUGAUGGAGCCUACAGCUGCUCCUGACAGCAGCCGUCUGUCCCCAGUGCCAUCCCUUGGCAGCACAGACCACGUCCUGCACCUCGCUGGGCGAGCAGACUCUGCGUACAGCUCUUUCUCAGGGGGUUCAAAUGUUCCAGAGUAUCACACCCCAUCGUGUUAUGAAGCAGACUGCUGUUCAGCUUCAGAGCAGGUACCGUACAUGGACUCGGAAUACGUAAGAGGCAUUUAUAACCUCAGCGCAGCAAGCUCUGCUCUCAGAUGCCUGCAGCCGUGCCAGGCACCAGCCCAGGGCAUCCCCGCUGCCUCUCACAGCCCUGCUCUUGCUGAGUGCAGCAGUGGCACUCCUUCCCGUGGGACGCUGGACCAGGGACUGCUGCCUCCGGCUGCACCUCCGCCCUCUCCUCCCAUGCGACUCGACAGCUACAGAGUCACCAGACACCUGGAAAGCACAAAGGGGAGAGGGAGGCGGAACUCUGGAGGUCUCAGUGAGUGCAGUGUGCAGCAGUCAGCUCCUUGCAUGGACAGCCAGCCGGUGAGUGCAUUGCAUGGCCAAACAGGGGCUGGCAACGGUGAGCCAGCUAUGGUGGCAGCUAGGAGAAGGGCUCUGGAAAAUAAGGGCCCUUCUGGUUCUGCAGAUGGAAUAUCUGUAUCAAAACUUCAGGGGUUAAAGACAGAAGAAAAUGGAGAGUGGAGCCCAUCCCAAAAGCCUGUGAGGAGAAGUAAUCCCCACGUUUACAGCAGGCCAUCCUCCUUCAUUUUUCAAGAAUAUUUGAAGACUGAUUCCAUGGCUAACAUCCCUAAAAUUCUGUCUGCUUACGGUUCAGCUCACAUGCACAGUGUUUCUGAAGAGGUGAAGCCCAGGCCCUACACAUGUGCACACAGCAGCCCUGGUGCUGCUGGUGAUGCAGGAGGGGGUGAGCUGUGCCCAUGCAGUGCACACCGGGCAGUGCUCGGGGAUGCAGAGCUGCAAAGCCGAUGGAAGGGAUCCCCACUGUGCGCUCAGUGCCCGCUCUGUGCUGAGCUGCCUCUGAACGUGGGUCAGGAGGUGUUUGAGGACAUUUGUGACUUGAAAUGUACAGAGAAUGCUCUCCUUAUAAAAAACGCAUCCAGGAAGUUCAGCAUCUGUACGGAUAAAAAUGGGUGCUAUGACUACAAAGGAGAAAUUGGGAGCGUUGUUAGGGAACCGCUUCUGAACCCACCAGGCAAAAUGCAGAAAUCGCCGCUAUCCUGCAGUAGUGAUGCUGUAGAAUUGGAGCAGCCUCCCUCUGGGAAGUUGGAUCAUGGCAAUAAGGAAUGCUGCGAUAAUACUGAGCAAAUGGCUUUUCUUAGAUCAAAGGAAGAUUCCUCAUCACAGCCUGUAAAUGAAGGUUGUGCCAAUAGCAGCAGUCCUGGCCUUAAUGUGCAGCUAGAGCAAGAGCAACCUCCUGUUCCUUAUCAGAAAUGUCAGCCUGGACUUCAGCAAGAGCUCUUAAGACAGGCACUGUAUGAUCCUGCUGGUGAGCAAAUAACCAGACAGACAACUCCGAUGCUUUAUUACCUGUCUGGGGGAAGGGCUGCCAACGCCACACACCACACUAAGCUCACACAAUGUCCAGAGGGUGUGAGGAGCUCACCAAAGGGAUUUGCAACAAGCAGCCACACUGCCUCAGCAUGGAGCACAGAGAUGCAGAGGGAAAGCAGUCAGCCCCGAAAGGCUGAGCAUCGCCAGCACUGUGCCAACGGGGAUCCCCUGAACGAGGCUGAAGACAUCGCUCUCGGGACUCCUGCUUCAUCCGUGGAGGAGAGUUCUAAGAAUGACUAUAGAGAGAAACUUAAAGUGGCUCAGAAAAAGGUUCUGAGAGAAACUUCUUUUAAAAGAAAAGACUUACAAAUGAGUUUGCCUGUUAGACUGAGACAGAAGCCCUCCAAAAGGCCUUCAAUUGAGCACCUUAGAUCUUUCUCAUUGUCCAAUGCAAACGAAGAUUCCAAACCUGCUCCUUGUUCUGCUUCUCACCUAGAAUCCUUGGAAGGUUUCAAUAAAGACACAGAAAUUAAGAGGCCACAAGCAGGUCGAUUAGGGGGAAGAAAAAGGUUGACAAAAGAGGAAAAGAAACUGUGUUAUUCUGAACCUGAGAAACUCAAUCUGCUGGCAGACAAGGAAGUCCAGGGGAGCAGAGGCAGCGAUGAGAGCACCGAGCAGGAUAUGGCCACAGCCAGGAGAAGGACUUCAGAGAGCAGAGGCAGGGCUCUUUCCAGUUCGAGCAUCUCCAGGACGGAGCUGAAGCAAAUCCAGCACACUGCACUGAUGGAGUACAUGGAACGGAAGAUCAGUCAGAGACCAGGCAGCAUGCAGCACGCCCCACUCCAUAAACUGCCCCUGCAGAUGGGGCCUUCGCAUCCUAAAUGGCCUCCUGGCAGGAGCUCCAACCUUGGUGAGAGCAGAAAGGCACCAAGCAAUGAUGCUUCCUGCCAGGUGUUCUCUGAAGAAGCAGCACCAGAUGUUUUCCCUCCUUCCUCACCUGUUCCCUCACCAAACGCAGAUGGUGGAUGCAGGACGGUGCCAGCAAAGCCCAGCCUGCAUCCUGCAGCACCGGAUUGCAGCUGCAGCACCGAGUGUGUGUCUGUGCACAGCAUCCCUCUCUCAGGUGCUGCUGCCCAGGGGAGGGAAGUGGAGCAUCCUUCCAUGCAGGCUGCAGACAGAUGUGCCAGCUGUGCGGUGCCACCAGCCCAGCCUUGUGGAAACCACAUCAGCACCCCCAGUUCCCAUGAUCCCAGGGAAGACGGAUGCCAGAACCACGAAGAUCGAGACAGUGUUGUUGGAAGCUCUCUGUGUCAGCACAGUGAGGAGCCAGCUGCCAGCAGCUCUAUCCCCAGCCCAAGAAAAGGAAGCAGGGACGAUGCUCAAAUAGAAAAGAAAAGCAGAAGUGGAUCUCAGACUGGCAGUGCUUUAACGACGUGCCCGGAGCUGCAGCCGAAGGCAAGCAGUGCUGCGGCUGCUGAGGAGAAUGUGGCAAGCUGCCUUGUGCUGCCAGCUCAGCCUCAGCAAGGAGAUGGAGGUGCAGCCCCAGGUCGGGGUGCAAAGGAAGCAGCUGCACACAGCGGCCGGGGUGGUGAUCUGCAGGAGGGGGAGACGGACCUGCCCCAAAGGAGGCUGUGCUCUCCUGAGGACCGGCGUUACGAGGAGCUUGCGAUGGCUCUCAUUGCCAAAGACAGCUCUCUGGUUGAUGUCCUCAUGCCUUAUCCUGUUAGAAAAACUGCUCUGGACUUGAUGGAGGGUCUUUUCCCUGUUAACGUUUCUGUGUUGGAAAUGCACAGAAGGAAGGCAGAUCUGCGACGUGUGCGGGAGAACGACAGGAAAAGCAGUGGAGAUGUGACAGAAGAAUGUCCUGAGUCUGAACUCACCAUCAAGCAAAGGAGUGAAGAUCCCACUGGGAAGGGAGACCAUGCACUGGGCAGGAGUGCAGAUGACAUGAAGGACCUAGAUGACAUCACGUGUAAGAAGCUGGAGCUCAUCUCCAGCCUUAGGGCCAAAGUGCGGGUGCUGGCAGAGGACAGGGAGCUCAUCCUUGCUGAGGCCAAGGAGUGUGCAGAGCGUGGUGAGGAGCUGGAGGCUGCCGUGCGUGCUGCCUGCAAGCCCAACGAGUUUGAGCGCUACCUGAUGUUCAUCGGCGACCUGGAGAAGGUGGUGAGCCUGCUGCUCUGCUUGUCCAGCCGCCUCGCCCGCGUCCAGAACGCCAUGAGGAAGAUUGAUGGCAACACAGAUGCUGAGGAGAAGCAAUCGCUGAAUGAACGGCACAAGCUCUUGUCUAGACAACGGGAGGAUGCAAAGGACCUGAAAGAAAACCUGGAUCGCAGGGAGCGGGUGGUGGCUGGGAUCCUUGCCAAAUACCUGACCGACCAGCAGCUCCAGGCCUACAGGCACUUUGUGCAACUGAAGACCUCUUUGUUGAUUGAACAGAGGGACCUCGAAGAACAGAUCAAAUUUUUCGAGGAACAAUUAGAAAACCUAGAGAAAAGCAUCCCUCUCUAAUAGCAGCGGGCUGUCCAUUUGUGUAUGUGAUAUUUGUGAUGUUUUCCUGGGAAUCCAUGGGCGCUCACUGCACGGAGUUUGAGCUCUUGCAAUCCUGCUAGUGCCACGGUAUUGACGGGUGCUUAGAUGCUCUAGGCACAACUGGAUGUGCUUUUCCCCUUGGAUAAGGCAGGUGACAAAAUCCUGUGGUGUAGCAGACUGCACUUUGGGAAUGGCUGCUGGGACAUCUUGCUCCCAUUAAUCUGAUGUGUAUUUCCCCUUCUUGCUGUCUGUCCAUCUGUUUCCAGGUUGACAUAAUCUCAAUAAAAGAACGGCGUAAACGUU
Molecule: messenger RNA, 6465 nt
Organism: Tympanuchus pallidicinctus (lesser prairie-chicken)
Lineage: Eukaryota; Metazoa; Chordata; Aves; Galliformes; Phasianidae
Gene: SHROOM1
Product: shroom family member 1
Exons: 6
Coding region: 2068-6141 (1357 amino acids)
Biological process (GO): actin filament organization
Cellular component (GO): adherens junction; cortical actin cytoskeleton; apical junction complex
Molecular function (GO): actin filament binding
Source: RefSeq, a predicted model, not a curated record